Molecule: messenger RNA, 1123 nt
Organism: Aegilops tauschii subsp. strangulata
Lineage: Eukaryota; Viridiplantae; Streptophyta; Magnoliopsida; Poales; Poaceae
Source: RefSeq, a predicted model, not a curated record
CCACACAUCCAUCGGACGAAAAUAUCGGGGGCCGGAGGUACCGCAGGCAGCUGCGGCUAGCUUAGGCUAGCACAAGUUGCUGCCCGUGCCCGGUUGCUGGUGCAAGUGAGGAGGCGGACGGGACGGUGACAUAGACAUAGACAUACAUCCCCCCGGCCCCCGCCGUCGGCGACCUGCCAACCUUGCUGGCCUCGUCGUGCCUAUAAGAUAGCCGCCAUGCGCUAGCUGCAGCAGGCAACCACGAGAGAGAGAGAGAGAGAGGCACACCCACACAACACAAGCAGCCACUGAGCAUCCAAGGGUUGCAAUGGCCGGCUGCGGAGAGAAGAGCGACGCCGGCGUUGGCCUGUACGCCGUGCUCGGCGUUGCGAGCGACUGCUCCGACGCGGAGCUGCGCAGCGCCUACAGGAAGCUGGCCAUGAAAUGGCACCCGGACAAGUGCGGCAGCGGCAGCUCCGGCGGCUCGGAGGCCGCCAAGGGCAGGUUCCAGAAGAUCCAGGCAGCAUACGCUGUUCUGUCGGACCCCAACAAGCGUAUCCUCUACGACGUUGGAGCCUACGAGAGCGAUGGCGAUGACGAGGGUGCAGGAGAAAUACUGGGAGACAUCCUGGAGGCCAUGAACCACACACCUCCACACGAAGACGGCGAGAGCGAGAGCCUGGAGGACCUGCACAAGCAGUUCGAGGAGCUGUUCCUCAAACCGGACGCCUACGCGUACGCGCGCUCCUCCAAGUCCUCCUCGUCGUCGUCCAAGAUAAGUGCCGGCAAGAAGUAGCUCCCAAGAUGAAUGAUCUUCGCAUGUGGAGAUGGUCGUGUUGUUUCUAAAAGAAAUGAUCUUCGUACGUGGAGCUGCAGCUGGCUAAUUUCAUCCACGGCAGAUGACUCUGAAGAAGAGCAUCUCCGCGGAGGCGAAGAGAGGCAAUCGCCAAGAUUAAUGUUGAGUCUUCAGCAUAGAGCAUAGCCUAGUCACUAAGAAGAAUUUAUUUAAGGUGGCAUGCGGAUGACACCUCUCGCCAUCGCGUGGACUUUUCUACCUUGUGAUUUGUACGGGAGUACUACUUUGCGUGAAUUGAAUAACAUUUCUGUCAUCUUUUCUUAAAAAUAAUAUAAGCAAUUAUUUCAA